GAAUCACACAUAUUGGGCUUUUCACACCACGUUUUUAUUGAAUUAUUAAAAGAGAGAGCGAGAGAGCUGGCACAAAGGAUUUUUUCAUUCAGAGAGGCUGAUUCCAGGGCCGAGGAGGAUCAUGGAUCCUAUUGUGGAAGUGGUGGCUUUGCUGCUGGGCUUUUUGGGCUGGGUGAUGGUGGGGAUAGCCCUGCCGAACCGCUACUGGAAGACCUCCACGGUGGACGGGAACGUCAUCACCACCUCCACCAUCUAUGAGAACUUAUGGAUGUCCUGUGCCACCGAUUCAACUGGUGUGCACAACUGCAGGGAGUUCCCCUCUCUGCUCGCCUUGAAUGGGUACAUCCAGGCAUCCCGUGCCUUGAUGAUCGCCUCGAUAGUUUUCGGUACCUUUGGACUGGUGGCGGCGCUGGUGGGGAUGCAGUGCUCCAAGGCUGGAGGGGAAAACUAUGUUCUUAAAGGGAGGAUUGCCGGCACUGGGGGGGUCCUUUUCAUACUUCAAGGCCUGUGCACGAUGAUCUCUGUGUCCUGGUACGCCUUCAACAUCACCCAGGAUUUCUUUGACCCUUUCUACCCUGGAACAAAGUUCGAGAUAGGAGAGGGCCUCUACAUCGGCUGGUGCUCUGCUGUUCUGGCCAUCGCUGGAGGAUCCUGUCUCACUUGCUCCUGCAAAAUGGGCACGGAAGAAAAAUACCCUAUGAAUUACCAGGCCAGAGGAACUGCAUAUUCUCACGCACCUUCGAGAAGUGUGGCUGCCAGCACUUACGGCCGAAACGCCUACGUUUGA
Molecule: messenger RNA, 787 nt
Organism: Myripristis murdjan (pinecone soldierfish)
Lineage: Eukaryota; Metazoa; Chordata; Actinopteri; Holocentriformes; Holocentridae
Gene: cldn15a
Product: claudin 15a
Exons: 5
Coding region: 122-787 (221 amino acids)
Cellular component (GO): bicellular tight junction; membrane
Molecular function (GO): structural molecule activity
Source: RefSeq, a predicted model, not a curated record